Molecule: messenger RNA, 1631 nt
Organism: Theobroma umbraticum
Lineage: Eukaryota; Viridiplantae; Streptophyta; Magnoliopsida; Malvales; Malvaceae
Biological process (GO): fatty acid metabolic process
Molecular function (GO): fatty-acyl-CoA binding
Source: RefSeq, a predicted model, not a curated record
AAUCUGGGACCGUCACAUUUGCCAUAACACCAGCACUUGCAGUUUCCAAAACACCAAAAGAAAAGACAAAAAAAAAAAAAGGAAGAAAACCCAGGAUAUACUUUGCUCUGCUCCUCAAAAUCCAACUUCUUCUAUCCCUUGCGUCAUUCUCAACCAGCAAAAACGAAGCCAAGCUCUUCUCUCCUCUCAUUCUUUUCCUUCCAAUUCUUCAGCAUGGAGCUUUUUCUUGAAUUCUUAUUUACUAUUUCUCUUUCUUUUAUUCUUUCGUUCAUUCUUGCUAAGCUUCUUUCUCUGUCGUCUGUCAUUGAUCAACAUCUCGAGGCUGUGUCAAGAUCAUGCAUGGAAGUCACGGCCAAAUCAGAAAAAUAUGUUCUUGAAUGUGAAAAGGGACUUGGGUUUGUUUCAGAAGUUGUAAAAGUUGAUGCUUUAGGUGAAUCUGCGGAAGGAAAGAAAUCCCUUGAAGAGGCUUCGAGUGGUAGUUAUGGAUCACCAAAAAUAACAGAGGAACCUACUGAAGAAAGCUAUGGUCAGGAGAAUUUUGUUAAGGAAACCACUGAGAUAGAAUUAGCUAAAGAUGAAGAAGAAGAGAUUGAGGUUUUGGAGUGCGAAAAAGAGAAUGGUGGGGAUUGCUUAAAGGAGGGGUUAUCCGAUGAGGAUGACGAUGACAAUGAUUGGGAGAGAGUUGAAAGAACUGAAUUGAAAAAGGAUUUUGUUGCUGCAGUGCGGUUUUUGGGGUGUAAAAGCAAUGCUGAUCAAACUUAUGAUUUGAAAAUUGCCAAUGAUGUAAAGAUGCAAUUCUAUGGACUUUACAAGAUUGCCACUGAAGGGCCUUGCCAUGAGCCUCAGCCUAUGGCAUUGAAGUUGUCUGCCCGUGCAAAAUGGAAUGCCUGGAAAAGACUCGGGAACAUGAGUCCAGAAGCAGCCAUGGAGCAGUACAUCACCCUUCUUUCAAGAAGCAUCCCUGGGUGGAUGCAAGAUGAUAUUUGUGGGGAAAGUAAACAGCAUUAUGCAGAUAACAGAGCAUGUAGGAGGCUGCCUUUGGAUGUUAAUACUAUGCCAGAAAAUCAAACAAUAGCUGUGGAUUACAGGACUUUAAAUGAGUUGAAGGCACACGUUUAAAGUUUUGAUUGGACAAGGUCUGUUGUAUACACUCCUUGAAUAAGGACAAGCAAAAGGAAGCAGUCUUUCCAGUGCCAGUUGCUCUUCAUCAGCCAGCUCUCAUCUCAAAAACAUCCCAGCUUCAAACGACCAAGGAUAAGAAGCAUGCUUCCAAGAAUAUUAGGAGCUUCUGCUUAGUUAUAUACAAGUAUAUAUCAUAGUCUUGAUAAAGAACUAACGAUUUAUCUGUCAAAUAUCAGACCCUUCCUUCCUGAUUCCCAUUAGUCAGCCAGUAAAUCCAAUGUUCUUUGCAGACAUAAGACGGCAGGUUGUUAUUCAUUAGCUUCCUCUGAAUAGAAAGAAAAGGAACAAUAAAGCAUUUGUACAGCUUUCAGCUUUGGCCAUUUUUAUUGAGUUGGGAUGUGAAGCUUUUUUAUGCUUCUUCGUGGAGUUGUGUACUGAUUAUUACUAUGAAUCUGAUUCUAUUUUAUCCUUAACAUAAGGGAACAUGUUUAAAGGAUAUAUUCAUAUUU